AUGUCUAGACAAUAUAUAAAUACGAUUCUGAUCAUCUCUUAGUCGCUAAAAUGUAUACUAAGGGUGACUUUACAUGCAAGAUUUUAGAUGUAUGGAUGUGAAGGUUAAAACAGUACAUAUAUUUAGGUCAUGUAUUAUAAAGUACUCUUCUUAGAAUAAUGCAGAUUUGGCUGCCCUCUUCUCCCCAGCCCAUAUCCCUUGCUAAAUUGUGUGCAUAGUGGCAAGCCUGUAUUUGUUAUUAUGUAUAGUGUGAUAGUUCCUUCCUUCCACUCUUAAUGUAAGAUUUAGGGCAGGAGUGGGCAACCUUUGGCCUACUCUCAGACAUUGCUGGACUCUGGUUCCCUUUAUCCCAAGCCUAUAUGGCCCAAUGGUCAGGAAUACUGGGAGUUGCAGUGUAUCUGUAGCUGGAGGGCCAUGUGUUGAUUUUAUGCAUCCCUGAUUUUAUGCAUGCAACCUUGUGAUACUAACCUCUGUAUAGUUCCACUUUCCUGUUCCCUAUUGCUACUGCCUGCAAAGUUUAAGCACAGGUGUAACUUAGUCUCCUAACUAACAUGGGUAAGUUUGUUUUUCCAGCUUGGGCUUCAAACAUCUCUCCUACGGGUAUUGCAGUUCUUGGUCUGGUGAAACACUAGUUCCUCACUAAUUUAUUUUGCUUCCAUUCUCCAGCUUUACCUUUUUGUAACUGCUGCAGCUUGAACUCUCUCAUGGUGGCUGAGAAAAGGGCAUGCCAAAAAGUUCUCCAUUACAGAGCUGUGAUUAUGGAGUUUGUUCAUAUUCUCAUCCAGUGUUCAGAAUGACUGAAGAUUUAACAGACAAUGGACCGAAUGUAUCCUGAUGGCAUUUUGUGCAUGGAGACAUGUUGCUUGCUAUGGCAUCUGAGACUGAAAAGGCCCAUGCUCUUCUCCAGUCAUUCAGCACAGCUUCUGUAAUUUCAAGCCUAGGAUUGGGGUUUUUCUGCUUUGUAGCAGAUAGACUUCUGCAGUUUUCCGUCAUUCAGCAGAAUGACUGGCUGCGAGCACUGUCUGAUAACACUGUGCAUGGUGUUGUGGGAUUUUGGUCUUGGGCAAUAGUGAUAGGACUCAAGAAGAAAAGUGACUUUACAGAAGUCAUUUUAGCUGGCUUUCUUUCAUCUGUCAUUGAUGUGGAUCACUUUGUUCUAGCUGGAUCUCUUUCAUUACAGGCUGCCCUGACUCUCCCACGAAGACCAUUCCUUCACUGUUCUACUGUGAUCCCUCUUGUGUGUUUGACAUUAAAGUUUAUUAUGCACCUUUUCAAGCUGAAGGAUUCCUGGUGCUUUCUUCCCUGGAUGCUGUUUAUCUCUUGGACUUCGCAUCACGUUCGAGAUGGAAUUCGUCAUGGCCUGUGGAUCUGCCCAUUUGGAAAGACUGCGCCCUUGCCUUACUGGCUUUAUGUGGCAAUCACGGCAUCGUUACCUCAUCUCUGUUCUUUUAUUAUGUAUUUAACAGGAACAAGAGAACUGAUGGCAACCAAACAUGGGAUGCGCAUUGAUGUCUAAUGAUAAUCUAGAAUGGUAGUGCUUGCAUCACUGAAGUAAUUGCCUCAUGUUUUCUGAGUUAGGUCUAAUGUUGAUUCUCUGAAACCACUGCUGCACAAGGUAAUGAACAUGCCCAAGCAAUCUCAUUAGCGUUUCCUGCACAUUUUUUUAUUCCAAAAUCACUUAAGUAUUUUGUAAAGUAUCAGUAAUAGCAGCUAUUCACUUCCGUGCUCUUCCCUUUGCCAGUCUCACAUUUUUGGGGGAUAUAUUGCUUAAAGAAAUCUUAUCUGUGUACAUUUUUAGGUGUUCACUUAAAAAAUGGUAAUAUGUGAGUUGGCCAGCAAAAGUGUAAGCAGGGCAAUUGUGUUGAACAGACAGGUUUGUGGGGAAUGUUGUGAUUUCCUGAGUCUGCCAGCAAAUUCCUUUAUGCCUUAAUGUGAACAGCAUGCCAUAAUAUAUUUUUUUUGUGGGGGGAAUAUGGUUUUGCAUGCAGCUUUUUUGGUUAGUGCUACCCUGAAAGAAACAAAAUGCUGCUAAGGCAUAGUUUGUAUAUAUUUUAUAUCACCACAAUCCAUUUGGGUGAGUUAAAUCAUAGCCUCUUCAAGUCUAAUUUUAUAUGUGUUUUAUAAACAUAGGGCACCAAAUGUUAUCAGUUGAAAUCCUCUACCUUAAAAUGGUCUGGGCUCUUGUCCUUCCUAGAUGGUUCCAGGAUAAGUUCAACUUUAGCUAGAUUCCUGAAGGUCAGUGUUUCUGAAAUGCUGUAAUUUGUUGUCUUAUUUUCUUAUAUUUAUUUUAGUGAAUGACAGCACCUCUUUGCUUGUACUGUAAUAGCAUUGUGUUUUGUUUACUACAUACUCGUUCAUUGUAAGUUAAGAGACUUUAAGCAGCUGGCUUAGGUUGCAAUCCUAGGCAUGGACAGAGACUCAGUGAGCUUGACUACUAAGCAGGG
This is a messenger RNA of Podarcis raffonei (Aeolian wall lizard), 2444 nucleotides long. RefSeq names its product transmembrane protein 267 (gene TMEM267). The transcript is spliced from 4 exons. The record is from RefSeq and is a predicted model, not a curated record. Bases 857 to 1516 code for a protein of 219 amino acids. Lineage: Eukaryota; Metazoa; Chordata; Lepidosauria; Squamata; Lacertidae.